CCCUUCCUUUGGCAGAGGGGCUCUCACACCUCUUGAAACAGCAGAUCGGGAGGUGUUAUUGAUCGUCGUCGUACGACGUAGCAUUGCCAUGCCUAACAAUGGCGCUAUCAUCGGUGCGUCGACCAUCCUUGUGGUGGCCGUGGUGGCCGCCGUCUGCGUCGUGUCCUUCAAGGGCGGCAGCGACGACAAGUCCGAUCAGGAGCUGUCGACGUCGGUGAAGUCGAUCAAGUCUUUCUGCGAGCCGGUGGACUACAAGGAGGCGUGCGAGAGCACGCUGGAGAAGACGGCCGGCAAUGCGACGAGCACGACGGAGCUGGCCAAGGCCAUCUUCAAGGCCACCUCGGAGCGGAUCGAGCAGGCCGUGCGUGAGUCGAGCGUGCUGAACGAGCUGAAGCACGACCAGCGCACGGCCGGCGCGCUCAACAACUGCAAGGAGCUGCUGAACUACGCCAUGGACGACCUCAAGACGACGUUCGAGCAGCUGGGCGGGUUCGAGAUGACCAACUUCAAGCACGCCCUGGACGACCUCAAGACGUGGCUCAGCUCCGCGCUCACGUACCAGGAGACGUGCGUGGACGGGUUCGAGAACACCACCACGGACGCCGCCGCCAAGAUGAAGAAGGCGCUCAACGCCUCGCAGGAGCUGACAGAGAACAUCCUCUCCAUCGUGGACGAGUUCGGGGACACACUGGCAAACCUGGAGCUUCCCAACCUGAGCCGGCGCCUCCUCGGGGACGACGGCGUGCCCGGGUGGAUGUCGGACACCAAGCGCCGGCUGCUGCAGGCCAAGCCCAGCGAGCCCGAGUUCAAGCCGGAUAUCACCGUGGCGUCCGACGGCAGCGGCGACUACAAGACCAUCAACGAGGCGCUGGCCAAGGUGCCGCUGAAGAGCGCCGACACGUUCGUCAUGUACAUCAAGGCCGGCACGUACAAGGAGUACGUGUCCGUGGCCCGGAACGUGACCAACCUGGUGAUGAUCGGGGACGGCGCCAGCAAGACCAUCAUCACGGGGGACAAGAGCUUCAUGCUCAACAUCACCACCAAGGACACGUCCACCAUGGAGGCCAUCGGCAACGGCUUCUUCAUGCGCGGCAUCGGCGUGGAGAACACGGCGGGCGCCAAGAACCACCAGGCCGUGGCGCUCCGGGUGCAGAGCGACCAGUCGGUGUUCUACGAGUGCCAGUUCGACGGGUACCAGGACACGCUGUACACGCACACCAGCAGGCAGUACUACCGGGACUGCACCGUGACGGGCACCAUCGACUUCAUCUUCGGCAACGCGCAGGUGGUGUUCCAGAACUGCCUCAUCCAGGUGCGCCGGUGCAUGGACAACCAGCAGAACAUCAUCACGGCGCAGGGGCGCAAGGAGAAGCACUCGGCGGGCGGGACCGUCAUCCUCAACUGCACCAUCGAGCCGCACCCGGAGUUCAAGGAACACGCGGGCCGCCUCCGGACCUUCCUGGGCCGGCCCUGGAAGGAGUACUCGCGCACGCUCUACAUCCAGUCCGAGAUCGGGGGAUUCAUCGACCCGCAAGGGUGGCUGCCGUGGCUCGGGGACUUCGGCCUCAACACCUGCUACUACGCCGAGGUGGACAACCACGGGCCGGGCUCCGACAUGAGCAAGCGAGCAAAGUGGAGAGGCGUCAAGACCGUCACGUACCAGCAGGCGCAGCAGAAGUACACCAUCGAGAAGUUCAUCCAGGGGCAGACGUGGAUCCCCAAGUACGGCGUGCCCUACAUCCCGGGCUUGCUGCCGCAGGGUACAUUGAGCUAGCGAGCGCACUGGGUUCUACUAAUUCAUUUAUUUUUGAGGUUGUACUGUUGUUGAUGAUGAUCAUCUCUGUACGCGUACACUACUGUUUCCCACAUCUUUGCUGACAAAUCAAAAACAUAUUCUAAGAGAAAACGAUUUAAGGCUCUUUUGAGGCAUUCAA
Brachypodium distachyon (stiff brome) is the source of this 1934-nucleotide messenger RNA. RefSeq names its product probable pectinesterase/pectinesterase inhibitor 21. Gene Ontology annotation, biological process: cell wall modification. The record is from RefSeq and is a predicted model, not a curated record. The transcript has a single exon. Lineage: Eukaryota; Viridiplantae; Streptophyta; Magnoliopsida; Poales; Poaceae. Gene Ontology annotation, molecular function: pectinesterase activity; pectinesterase inhibitor activity. The coding region runs from base 89 to 1774 and encodes 561 amino acids.